Messenger RNA from Jaculus jaculus (lesser Egyptian jerboa), 3083 nucleotides. It is a transcript of the gene Prpf38b, whose product is annotated as pre-mRNA processing factor 38B. Lineage: Eukaryota; Metazoa; Chordata; Mammalia; Rodentia; Dipodidae. Gene Ontology annotation, cellular component: precatalytic spliceosome. Bases 302 to 1948 code for a protein of 548 amino acids. The transcript is spliced from 6 exons. The record is from RefSeq and is a predicted model, not a curated record.
CAGGGGCAGUUGGCGGAAGAGAUCGCGCUCGUUUGGCCGCCGGGCUCAGUGUUCUCGUUUUACCUGCGUUUGGGCGUCUGCUCCGCGGGGCGGGCUGGGGGUGUCCCCGUCUUCUACUUUGUGGUGGUUGUUGUUGGGCGUCCCCAGUGGCUCUCGGUCGCCUGGCUGGGGCGCAGCGCGGAGGCCCCCUCCCACUGCCCCGACCGCGUUCCAUGGAGUAGGUCCGGGACCGUUGUGCCGAAGAGCGAGAUCCAGCUUGGCCCCCUCCCUCCUCCCUCUCCCUCCUCGUCUCCGCCGCGACAUGGCUAACAACAGCCCCGCGCUGACGGGCAACUCGCAGCCGCAGCACCCGGCGGCCGUGGCCCAGCAGCAGCAGCAGCAGUGCGGCGGCGGCAGAGGCGGCGGCGGCGCCACCAAGCCGGCGGUGUCGGGCAAGCAGGGCAAUGUGUUGCCGCUGUGGGGCAACGAGAAGACCAUGAACCUCAACCCCAUGAUCCUCACCAACAUCCUGUCGUCUCCGUACUUCAAAGUCCAGCUCUACGAGCUCAAGACCUACCACGAGGUGGUGGACGAGAUCUACUUUAAGGUCACACAUGUUGAGCCUUGGGAAAAAGGAAGCCGGAAAACCGCCGGCCAGACGGGGAUGUGCGGAGGGGUUCGAGGUGUUGGAACAGGAGGAAUUGUUUCUACAGCUUUUUGCCUGUUAUACAAAUUAUUUACCCUGAAGUUAACUCGAAAGCAAGUGAUGGGUCUCAUAACACACACAGACUCAACGUAUAUCAGAGCCCUUGGAUUUAUGUAUAUAAGGUAUACACAGCCCCCUACAGAUCUAUGGGACUGGUUUGAAUCCUUCCUUGAUGACGAAGAGGACCUAGAUGUGAAGGCUGGUGGAGGCUGUGUAAUGACCAUUGGAGAAAUGCUUCGUUCUUUCCUUACAAAACUGGAGUGGUUUUCUACCUUGUUUCCAAGAAUUCCAGUUCCAGUGCAGAAGAAUAUUGAUCAGCAAAUUAAAACUCGACCUAGGAAAAUCAAGAAAGAUGGAAAGGAAGGCGCUGAGGAAAUAGACCGACAUGUUGAGCGUAGACGUUCAAGAUCUCCAAGGAGAUCAUUGAGUCCACGGAGGUCCCCAAGAAGAUCAAGAAGUAGAAGUCAUCAUCGGGAGAGCCAUGGAUCUUCUAGUUUUGACAGAGAAUUAGAACGAGAGAAAGAACGCCAGCGACUAGAGCGUGAAGCCAAAGAACGAGAAAAAGAAAGGCGACGAUCCCGAAGUGUUGAUCGAGGGCUAGAUCGCAGGCACAGCAGGAGUAGGGAAAGACACAGAAGCCGCAGUCGGAGUCGUGAUAGGAAAGGGGAUAGAAGAGACAGAGAUCGGGAAAGAGAGAAAGAAAAUGACAGAGGUAGAAGACGUGAUCGAGACUAUGAUAAGGAAAGAGGGGAUGACCGAGAAAAGGAGAGGGACCGGUCAAGAGACAGGUCCAAGGAACAGAGAAGCAGGAGUGAGGUAGAAGAGAAGAAACACAAAGAAGACAAAGAGGAUAGACGGCAUCGAGAUGACAAGAAAGAGUCCAAGAAGGAGAAAAGGCGCAGUAGAAGUAGAAGUAGGAGCCGAGAAAGGAGACGCAGGAGCAGGAGCAGAAGUAGAAAUGCAGGGAAGCGAAGUAGAAGCAGGAGCAAAGACAAGUCCAGUAAACACAAAAAUGAAAGUAAAGAAAAACCAAAUAAAAGAAGUAGAAGUGGCAGUCAAGGAAGAACUGGCAGUGUUGAAAAAUCAAAAAAACAGAGCCCCAGCAAAGAGAAAUCUAGAAAGCGUAGCAGGAGCAAAGACCGUUCUCACAAACGAGAUCGUGGUGAUAGUAAGGACCAGUCAGACAGACAAGAUCAUCGGAGGAGCCAAAGCAUAGAAAGAGAGAGCCAAGAAAAACAUAAAAACAAAGAUGAGACUGUGUGAAACAUUUGUAAAAUUGGAUCACAUUGAAUCCUAUUAAAUGUUGAUUAAAUCUGCUUCCCCCCCCCCCCAAGUUGAGAUCGUGCAGUAGUUCCACACUCUUCAAGCUCUAUGUAGGCUGCGUUUUCAUUUUGUGUAGGGAAGUGCCUUUGUAAUCCCAUUUAUUGCAUUGAUGUUUUCACCCAAUGAGUUGGUCCAUGAUGCACAGAUUGUUCUUGCAUUUUUAUUGUUUGUUUUUAAAAUGUACAGUCUGUACAUAUGUCCUGAAAAUGUUCUACUUCCUUUGGCAUGGUAGCCAUGUUGGUUAAAUUUGUAUAAGGCAAUAAACUGCCAGUAAUUCUAUUUUUGUUUUGUAGGUGUGGGAUUAUGGUUGUGUACUGAAGUAAGCAUGGCUGUACUUUUCGUAAUAGAAUGCUAAAGACUUUCGGAAUGGAUCUUGGAUGUCCUAUAGGAGAAUUACGUGCUUUCAAUGUACAUGAAGGCAAGAGUUGUAGGAUUAACAUUCUUGUCCACUGUAUAUUGCCUUGGAAGGCUGUUGUUAAUAUGUUACACUUAACAUUCUCCACAGUUAACUUUUAGAGAGAAUUUAUAAGAGAUUUAAAUUAGGCUGUUUUGAUCAAAAGUCCUUUUAGCAUUCUACCUCAAAGGGACACUUGUUUAGUAUGCCUAAAAUUUAUCCACUUAGUUUUGUUUUUUAUUUGAAAAAAAUACAUGACAUGUAAUCUUUUUUUCCCUUGAAUUCUUUCUCAGAUUUUUAAAGAACUAUAUUAAAGAGGAAAUGUCUAAAGCCUAGCAUUCUUGCAGCACCCCUAUGCUAAUGUGGAAUUGGGGAGGGGGUGGGGCAGAUGAGUAGAAAAGCAUAUUCAAGCCUCAGGCUUCCAAAGCAUUUUUAUAAGUGGAAUAUACUUAAAUUAUGAAACAGCUUGAUAUAGUAUCCUUUUUUUAAGAUUCAAAACUUUUUUAUUGACAAUGAAGAUUGCUGUUUGAGUUUUUAAUCUAUGACAAGUAUUAAAAGUAAUGCUGUGCUGCAUUAUUUAAGACUAUCAGCAAAUUAUUUGAUAGAUUGUUCUUAAUGACUUGUAUUCUGAUUACAGAGAACCAUCAUGAGUGUGGAAUAAAUACUGGAUUAAAUCCUUUA